Symphalangus syndactylus (siamang) is the source of this 3504-nucleotide messenger RNA. It is a transcript of the gene SLC61A1, whose product is annotated as solute carrier family 61 member 1. Gene Ontology annotation, molecular function: molybdate ion transmembrane transporter activity. Gene Ontology annotation, biological process: molybdate ion transport. The record is from RefSeq and is a predicted model, not a curated record. NCBI's taxonomy places the organism in Eukaryota, Metazoa, Chordata, Mammalia, Primates, Hylobatidae. Gene Ontology annotation, cellular component: membrane.
UUGCCCAGGCUGGAGUGCAGUGGUGCAAUCUUGGCUCACUGCAGCCUCCGCCUCCCAGGUUCAAGCAAUUCUCGUCCCUCAGCCUCCUGAGUAGGUGGGAUUACAAGCGUGCACCACCAGGCCCAGCUAAUUUUUUUGUUUGUUUGCUUUGAGAUGGAGUCUUGCUCUGUUGCCCAGGCUGGAGUGCAGUGGUGCGAUCUCGGCUUACUGCAACCUCUGUCUCCCAGGUUGAAGCAAUUCUCCUGCCUCAGCCUCCAGAGUAGCUGUGAUUACAGAUGCACGCCACCAUGCCCAGCAAAUUUUUUUGUAUUUUUAGUAGAGACGGGGUUUUGCCAUAUUGGCCAGGCUGGUCUUGAACUCCUGACCUCAUGAUAUGCCCGCCUCGGCCUCCCAAAGUGCGGGAUUACAGGCGUGAGCCACCGCGCCCAGCAAUUUUUUGUAUUAUUAGUAGGGAUGGGGUUUCGACACGUUGGCCAGACUGGUCUUAAAUUCCUGGCCUCAAGUGAUUCACCCACCUUGGCCUCUCAAAGUGCUGAGAUUACAGGUGUGAGCCACCACACCUGGCCAAGAUAGUAAAUAAAUAAACAAGGAAAAUACAUAGUGUACUGUAGAGUAAAAGCAGCAGAGAGAAUAGAGAAUUUGAAGGAAAGUAGGUAGAUUACUGUGCUGGAGGUGGUGGUGUUGCUAUUUUAAACAGGAGGGCCAUGGAAGGCCCCUCCGAUCAGGUGACAUUUUAAAAAUUUUUAUAUUUUUUUUUGUGAGACAGAGUCUCACUCUGUCACCCAGGCUGGAGUGCAGUAGCGUGAUCUUGGCUCACUGCAACCUCUGCCUCCCGGGUUCAAGCGAUUCUCCUGCCUCAGCCUCCCGAGUAGGUGGGAUUACAGGUGCCCACCACCAUGCCUGGCUAAUUUUUAUACUUUUUUAGUAGAGACGGGGUUUCACCAUGUUGGCCAGGCUGAUCUUGAACUCCUGAUCGGCCUGUCUCGGCCUCCUAAACUGCUGGGAUUACAGGCAUGAGCCACCAGGCCCAGCCAAGAUCAGGUGACAUUUGAGCAGAGAACUGGAGGAGGUGGGGAGGGGGGAACCACGUGGAUAUCUUGGAGAACUGUACAGGGAACAGUGUGCAAAAGCCCUGGUAGUAGCCAAUAUAGACGGAGUAGGAGGGAGAGGAGCAGGGGAUGAAGUCAGAGGAGUGGCACAGGGUCAGAGGACAGAGGGUCUUGUAGGCCAUUAUAAAGAUUUCGGCUUUUACCCUUAGUGAGAUGGGAAGUCAUUGGAGGCUCUUGAGGAGAUAAUACGGAAGCUGUAGAGAGGUUAAAUAGUUUUUCCAAGGUUAAACAGCUUGUAAGUGGCAGAAGGUAGGGAGUUAAGCUCCAAGGCUGAAGUUCUUAACCCCAUACUGCCACUGAACUUUAGCCUUCUUUAUUUGGGCAUUGCUCUCCUGUGACUUCAAAGAAACUGGGACACUGGGAAGUUAUGCGGCUUGCCCAAGGCCACACAGCUGGUAAGUGACAGGGGCAGGAUUGCGCCUUAGUCUGUCUGCAGCCCGACGCCAAGUUCUUUACACCACACCGCCUCCCUCAGGUGUCUGAACCAUACUGGCUUCUCUUGCAUGGAGGUCACUGUAGUGGGAGAGGAGGCAAACCGAGGAGACCGUCUCGUCUUCGGGCAGCGGUGCUGUUCUUUAGGAAGCUCCAAUCCUUGGCUCUACCGGACUGCGGGCAUCUUUCCCGAGCACUGCACGGAGGAAAAGAAAAUUGGCCUUCAUUUCAGGGUGGCCCCGCAGGCAUCCAAGAGCCAGAGGAGCAGGUGUCACGGGAAGGCAGCGAGCGAGGCCAGGCCAGGAGGAGCAAACUCAGCUGCCUAUUGUCGCCCCUUCCCGACCCACCCCAGGCGUCUGGAGUUCCGCGCCGGGGUCGUCCGGGGGCUCACCAUGCUGGUGACUGCCUACCUUGCUUUUGUAGGCCUCCUGGCCUCCUGCCUGGGGCUGGAACUGUCAAGAUGCCGGGCUAAACCCCCUGGAAGGGCCUGCAGCAAUCCCUCCUUUCUUCGGUUUCAACUGGACUUCUAUCAGGUCUACUUCCUGGCCCUGGCAGCUGACUGGCUCCAAGCCCCCUACCUCUAUAAACUCUACCAGCAUUACUACUUCCUGGAAGGUCAAAUUGCCAUCCUCUAUGUCUGUGGCCUUGCCUCUACAGUCCUCUUUGGCCUAGUGGCCUCCUCCCUUGUGGAUUGGCUGGGUCGCAAGAAUUCUUGUGUCCUCUUCUCCCUCACUUACUCACUAUGCUGCUUAACCAAACUCUCUCAAGACUACUUUGUGCUGCUAGUGGGCCGAGCACUUGGUGGGCUGUCCACAGCCCUGCUCUUCUCAGCCUUCGAGGCCUGGUAUAUCCAUGAGCACGUGGAACGGCAUGACUUCCCUGCCGAGUGGAUCCCAGCUACCUUUGCUCGAGCUGCCUUCUGGAACCAUGUGCUGGCUGUAGUGGCAGGUGUGGCAGCUGAGGCUGUAGCCAGCUGGAUAGGGCUCGGGCCUGUAGCGCCCUUUGUGGCUGCCAUCCCUUUCCUGGCUCUGGCAGGGGCCUUGGCCCUUCGAAACUGGGGGGAGAACUAUGACCGGCAGCGUGCCUUCUCAAGGACCUGUGCUGGAGGCCUGCGCUGCCUCCUGUCGGACCGCCGCGUGCUGCUGUUGGGCACCAUACAAGCUCUAUUUGAGAGUGUCAUCUUCAUCUUUGUCUUCCUCUGGACACCUGUGCUGGACCCACAUGGGGCCCCUCUGGGCAUUGUCUUCUCCAGCUUCAUGGCAGCCAGCCUGCUUGGCUCUUCCCUGUACCGUAUCGCCACCUCCAAGAGGUACCACCUUCAGCCCAUGCACCUGCUCUCCCUUGCUGUGCUCAUCGUCGUCUUCUCUCUCUUCAUGUUGACUUUCUCUACCAGCCCAGGCCAGGAGAGUCCAGUGGAGUCCUUCAUAGCCUUUCUACUUAUUGAGUUGGCUUGUGGACUAUACUUUCCCAGCAUGAGCUUCCUACGGAGAAAGGUGAUCCCUGAGACAGAGCAGGCUGGUGUACUCAACUGGUUCCGGGUACCUCUGCACUUACUGGCUUGCCUAGGGCUCCUUGUCCUCCAUGACAGUGAUCGAAAAACAGGCACUCGGAAUAUGUUCAGCAUUUGCUCUGCUGUCAUGGUGAUGGCUCUGCUGGCAGUGGUGGGACUCUUUACCGUGGUAAGGCAUGAUGCUGAGCUGCGGGUACCCUCACCUACUGAGGAGCCCUAUGCCCCUGAGCUGUAACCCCACUCCGGGUCAAGAUAGCUGGGACAGACUCUUGAAUUCCAGCUAUCCAGGAUUGUACAGAUCUCUCUGUGACUAACUUUGUGACUGUCCUGUGGUUUCUCCUGCCAUUGCUUUGUGUUUGGGAGGACAUGAUGGGGGCGAUGGACUGGAAAGAAGGUGCCAAAAGUUCCCUCUGUGUUACUCCCAUUUAGAAAAUAAACACUUUUAAAUGAUCA